This is a messenger RNA of Pleurotus ostreatus (oyster mushroom), 1662 nucleotides long. RefSeq lists its product as uncharacterized. Gene Ontology annotation, molecular function: transcription corepressor activity; protein binding. Lineage: Eukaryota; Fungi; Basidiomycota; Agaricomycetes; Agaricales; Pleurotaceae. Gene Ontology annotation, cellular component: histone deacetylase complex. The coding region runs from base 1 to 1662 and encodes 553 amino acids. The record is from RefSeq and is a predicted model, not a curated record. Gene Ontology annotation, biological process: regulation of transcription by RNA polymerase II. The transcript has 10 exons.
AUGCUGGUUAUGCCAGAAGGACCACUCCGCUUUACUGCGGACGAUGUCAACAUUCUGAUUCAUGCAUAUCUUCAGGACUCUGGUUUCGAACACUCAGCUUUCGUAAUUCGGGCAGAAGCCAAGCUCGAACAAUCCCCUUCCUUCCACAAACAUAUACCACGCGGGGAACUCGUCGAGCUUCUAGCGAAAGCACUACUCUUCGUCGAGGUCGAAUCGCAUUGGAAACCCAAUUCACAGGAAAACUGCAAGACGUCCUUUUCGCUGCUCGAACCACACGUGUGCUCUCUGGAACCGAACAUACCUCCAAAUAUGCCGUUUAUACCUGUCCCCCUCGCGCCUCCGAAGAAUAACGGAGUGGUGAACGAUGUCCUCGAUGCGAACGCGAAACGCAAGGCCGACACACCCAAUGGGGACGAUACCCGCGCGGAGAAACGAGCUAAAACUGAAGAGGAUAAGAGGGCUGAAUCGAAAUCUCUUCCACUUGUGCCGCUGGAUGGCAAGAGGACCCCGCAACUACCGAAAUCUAUUCCAAAUAAAAGCGUGCGGUUGCUCAAGGGUCACGUCAAUGAAGUCUUCGUCUGCGCAUGGAAUCCGGCCAAACCAAAUAUAUUAGCAACGGGUUCGAAAGAUGCCGUUGUCAAAAUAUGGGACUUGUCAGUCGAUGGCGAUAGUCCGCCUUCAGUGACACGCGACUUUAGCAGCAGCGUACAAGCAGACCUCACUGCCCUGCAUUGGAGUCCCGACGGCAACCUACUCGCUGUGGGCUCUUAUGAUUCGGUGCUACGAGUGUGUACAGUAACAGGACAGUUAUACUUCUCGCAUGCGCAACAUAAGAAGGGCCCGAUUUUUGCAGCACGAUUUUCUGAGUCUGGCCGGUGGCUGCUCACAGCGAGUCUUGACGGUACGACAUGUGUUUGGGAUGUGAAGAAGAAGGCUGUCCACAUGCUUUACCAAGCUCAUUCCGCAGAUUGCUGUCUCGAUAUCGACUGGAUAGACGAUGAAACGUUCACGAGCUGUGGUGCGGAUAAUCUCGUGCACAUCAUGAAAGUGGGGCAGGCGCAACCCAUUCGGACGCUCUCUGGUCAUCAAAAUGAAAUCAACCAGAUCAAGUGCAAUCCCUCUCGCACGUUGAUUGCGUCGUGCUCCGAUGACACGACUGCACGCAUCUGGACGGUCGCCCCUCCCACUGCUCCCGAGGGAAUACCCGGCCUUCCUCCAGUUGAGCAAGAGGUUUCUCUGAGAGGUCACAAACAUUGUGUUAGUGGAAUCGACUGGUGUCCUCGGCCUCCAUCAGGUUCAAACGAUAUUCUCGCAACUUCCUCCUUCGAUGGGACUGCCCGUUUCUGGGAUGCUGUAACGGGCGACUGUUUGCACACGUUCAACGACCACAAACGGCCAGUGUAUGCACUGGCUUUCAGCCCAGACGGUAGGUGGUUCUCAACAGGAGGCGGGGAUGGAUAUAUGUACAUCUACAACACCGAGACGAAGGAACAGGUAUUCGCAUGGCAUGCCGGAUUCGAGAAGCCAGGUGUGUUCGAGAUUGAUUGGCAGCAAACAACACCGUCCGCAGACGAGCCUAAGAAACUCGAUCGGUUGGCCAUUGCCUUGGAGUGUCGGCAGGUGGGAGUGGUCGAUGUCACUCUCAUACCGGCGAUGCAAUGA